Messenger RNA from Botrytis fragariae, 363 nucleotides. RefSeq lists its product as uncharacterized. The transcript is spliced from 3 exons. The record is from RefSeq and is a predicted model, not a curated record. NCBI's taxonomy places the organism in Eukaryota, Fungi, Ascomycota, Leotiomycetes, Helotiales, Sclerotiniaceae. Bases 1 to 363 code for a protein of 120 amino acids.
AUGUCGUGUUCUGUGCAGAACGAUGUCAAUCCAUCAAACUGUGGUCGCUCAACUUUCAAAGGUAAUCUAAAUCUACAAGAACGUCUCCAAGAUCUAUGUGCUUCAGAUUCUUGUUACAUUUCUCGAUCAGUGCCAUGGAAUUAUCACGGGUCAUUGUCAAAGAACGGAGCUUUUCUUUACAUCCGCAUCGCUGAUCAGUUUCUGCCCUAUAAGGUUCUGUCAGUGCUUACUGCUUGGUCAAUUCUACCUUCCACUUCUAUUCAAACCUAUGAAUUCACUAAUGAGAAUACCAAAGCGUCAACAACUCGGGCAUCUGUUUUCCCCUCUGUCUUGAUUGACUCUAACGACCAUUUCAAAACUUGA